UAGUCCUAAGUUGUAGUUGUGAUGAAUAUGGUUGUCGGAGCCCACGAUUGUUGGGUCAGAGCCCAAAAGAUGAGCGGUUUAACACAAAUACAAAGUGAGUUAAUUGAAGUGAGCGUUGAAAAGGAAGAAGAGAGAGCAUCGUUAGGUAAUGGAAGAGAAUGAAGAAGGCAGGGUAAAAAACGAAGAAGAAGAAGAAGAGCAACAAGUAUGGAGUUGGGGGGCAGGAACGGACGGGCAGCUGGGCACGGGCAGGCUACAGGAUGAUCUCCUCCCUCAGUUGCUUCGUCUACCUUCUCUCUCCGCCGUGGGACCUAUCUCUCUCCUCGCCUGCGGCGGCGCUCACGUUCUCGCCUUAACAUCAGGUGGGAAGGUGCUGACAUGGGGAAGAGGCACAUCUGGUCAGCUUGGUCAUUCUGAUAGGGUUAAUAGCCCACAUCCCAAGCUUGUAAUGUCUUUGGACACCUACUUCAUUACGCAUGCUUCUGCUGGCUGGAACCACUCGGGUUUCGUUUCAGAUGCGGGGGACGUUUUCACAUGUGGAGAUGGCUCAUUUGGUCAGCUCGGGCAUGGUGAUUAUAGUUUACAUUGCAGUCCUGUCAAAGUCUCUUUCUUUGAUGACCAUUGUGUUGAGCAGAUAGCAUGUGGUAUGCGCCAUUCUCUUGUUUUGCUGAAAGGUAAUUCAGGUGAUGAAGUAUACGGGUUUGGCUCCGGGAAGCGUGGUCAACUUGGUAUCUCCAAGGAUAAGAUCAAGUCAAUUAGUCUUCCUGAACGAAUUUAUGGACUUGAAGCUGUAAAAGUUACUAGCAUCAUUGCAAAUGGAGAUCAAAGUGCAGCAUUAUCUGCUGAUGGGCAUAUGUACACUUGGGGAAAAGGGUUUGGUGGCACUUCAAGUGCUCACUCCCCACAGUCUUUACCUAAAUCGUUAUGGUUUACCAAAGCUGCUGUUGGAUGGAAUCAUGCUUUAUUAUUAACUGCUGGUGGAGAAGUUUUCAUGCUCGGUGGAAAUCACCAUGGAGUCCUUGGUAAUCCUGACAAAAUGACUCCAGCCAGGCUCUUAGCAGAUUCAGGAGAAGCUAUCCUGGAUAAAGUCCCUGGUCUUGAAGAGAAUAGGAUCAUGGACAUUGCAGCCGGGGCUGAGCACUCUGUUAUUGUCACAGAUGAUGGAGAAAUUAAGACAUGGGGCUGGGGUGAACAUGGUCAGCUUGGCUUGGGAAAUACAUGCGAUCAAACAACUCCUCAAGAAGUGAGUCUCGGACACAAAUCUCGGAAAGAAGCUGCUGCAAUCAAGAUUUACUGUGGUAGUGGGUUCACAAUGGCUGUAAGAACACCGCAUCUUCCUUCUCAGACUGAUUAGCGCACUUACUGUAUGCUCCCCCUCAAAUGUUAUUGACCUCUGGCUACCAUUAUAAACUGAUUCUUUUACAUGGUGAACAAUAACUGAGAGAAGAAUUUAAGAAGAAUCAUGUACCUUGAGAUAAGAAGUAGAAUCGUGUACCUGAGUUUUUUCUGGUUCAUAGUGUGAAUAUUUGUGUAACAGGGUUGCAUUAUUUGGGCAACCAGUCAUUAAUCAUCAUACAUAAAAUUUUAGUU
This is a messenger RNA of Rosa chinensis, 1590 nucleotides long. RefSeq names its product ultraviolet-B receptor UVR8. NCBI's taxonomy places the organism in Eukaryota, Viridiplantae, Streptophyta, Magnoliopsida, Rosales, Rosaceae. Bases 149 to 1354 code for a protein of 401 amino acids. The record is from RefSeq and is a predicted model, not a curated record. The transcript is spliced from 8 exons.